Molecule: messenger RNA, 645 nt
Organism: Rhopalosiphum maidis (corn leaf aphid)
Lineage: Eukaryota; Metazoa; Arthropoda; Insecta; Hemiptera; Aphididae
Exons: 3
Coding region: 1-645 (214 amino acids)
Source: RefSeq, a predicted model, not a curated record
AUGGAGUCUAUGAGGAAACGUAUGAAAAUGGAACUGGUGUCCAGUGAUCAACGCUUACUACUGAUAAACCGAACAACAUUCAAACAUUGUACAACAUACAAUGAAAAUCUGAAUUCAGUCUCAUUAGAAAAUAAAAUCAUUGAUUUUUGUAAACCGAUAUAUAUAGGUUUCGCAGUUCUAGAUAUAAGUAAAACACUGAUGUACGACUAUCACUAUAACGUAAUGCAGAAACAUUAUGGUGACAAAAUCGAGCUCAUAUAUACAGAUACAGAUUCUUUAGUAUAUUAUAUCCAGACUGACGACUUUUACAAUGGCCUGGUGAAUAAUUCUAACUUGCUUGAUCGAAUGGACACUGCAAAUCUACCCAGGGACCACCCGUGUUACAUUGCUGAGAGAAAGAAGAUUCCCGGACUAUUUUCUGAUGAAACCGAUGGACGUAUUAUGAAGGAGUUUAUAGCACUUCGAGAAAAAUUCUAUGCUUACAUUUUAGAAGACAAGGAGAAAAUUAAGGCAAAAGGAAUCCAUGAUCAUGUUGUUAAAAAUCAUAUGACUUUCAAAGAUCACAAGCUGUGUUUGUUUGGUGAUACUAGUUUGGAGGUGAAGACUGUGAAUGUCUCUAUUCGCUCUUUCAAGCACAAAUUAUAA